Molecule: messenger RNA, 2273 nt
Organism: Stereum hirsutum FP-91666 SS1
Lineage: Eukaryota; Fungi; Basidiomycota; Agaricomycetes; Russulales; Stereaceae
Exons: 1
Coding region: 17-1282 (421 amino acids)
Source: RefSeq, a predicted model, not a curated record
UCCACAUAUACGAGCCAUGGAACGCGCCCCUCUGCGGGAUCUCCCACUCGAACCCUUCGUUGAACCAACCAUUGAGGGCUUCUCAACUCAACUGGACGACCCCAAACUCCGUCUAUCCAUCAAACGUCCCCUCUCCCCAGAUGGAAUGAAGUUCAGCCCAGACAAACGUCGAAUUCUCGCUCAAGCUGGAGUCAUGGUCACCCCGAAGUCCAAGAAGAGUUCGUUCGGCCACCCAAGUUCGUCGACGCGACAUACCGGCACGUACAGCGUCAGGCAUACGCCCUUCCUGGCUAGCCUCGAUCGCAGCCGUGGGUCGACUAGCAACGUUGCCCGUAAACUCGAUUUUGGAGUUGCGCCCUCUAUCGCCACCGUUCUCAACAGCGAUAUGAACAAUCAAGCGAAAGACGACACUUUUACGGCAUGCUCCACUCCCGUGUCUCCAGUCGCCACUUCGCCCUCACGACCCUCCAUUUCUGCGCCCGUACCCAAAAUGACGCGCAGCCCUGGUCGUAUGUCGUUCAGGCCUCGCUCCAGCUCCUCUUCGUCUUUCGUGUUUCCGUCGAGCGCUUUGCCCGUCGCGGUCCCCGUCUUUGUCGACGUGGAAGCAGCCGUCGCAUCCAUGAAACUCAACGAUGACGAUGAGGACUUUGACGCCCUGGCCAAUUUCUCUACGGUUCCCAGAGAGCUUCCGCCUCCACCGGAUCGCUCGUCCAUUCACUAUCCUGGCUUCGACAUCUACUGCGACCCUCAUCUUUACGUUGAGCGCCCUCGUGGCGUGUCGUCCUUAGCGUCAAAGGCCGAAACAAUUCUGAACGAUGCAGACGCCGACAAGGAGAACACGGAGGUUACACCCAGGCUGCAGAUCAAGAGAUCAGUCCCUCGAUCUCCUGUCAAGCCCACCCGCGCCGAAGACGCGAUCACAGAAGCCAUCAAACAACCCGUCUUUGCGGCGGCCCCGCCAUCCCCCUCCAAGCCCAAGACUGCUCGACUCAUGGAUGUCGACGCGGAAAGCAUCAAGAAACCUGUGUUCGCAGUCAAGUCGAUGCUUCCAGUACCUCCGACGCCCCGCAAAGGUCUCAGCACCAAUGCGAACACGAUCCUGCAGAGAACGCCUACUAGGCCCUCGCCAAAGCUGGAUGGCUCCAAGGGCAGUCCUUCGCGGUCGACGACUAAGCGGCUCAAUGUUCCAUCUGAUGACGGAGAGAACGAUUGGCUGCCGGAGCCCAUCAAGAAGCGCCGCCGCCGGGCGGUGUCGGUGUCGGAUGAGAUGAACGUGGAUUGAGGGAGAGGUUGAGAGGGGGGAGUCGUCGAUGCGGGAUUUGGUGCGAGCAUCCAGCGCGGGCUUGGUAGCGUCGAAGGGCGCCAUGGAAGGCCGGAAGACAGUCGCCGGAAGCCUGAUCUAGGAGAGGUCUGGUUGAUUGAUGCCGUCGUUCAGUCAACUAGCUUUUUCGGAUAGGCGACGGCGGCUCUUCGAGCCACCCUGCGUUGUAUAUUUAUGGGUUCAUGGUCGGGAUCGACUGAAGACAUUGUCAUGCGUAAUUCUCUAUGUUAUCUUUCAUCCCCGUCAUCCAAUUACUGCCCGUCUUUUCUUGUUCUUGUGCCAAUCAGUCAGCUACAAGCUUCUCUGCUUUCGAUGCUACGCUUUUUGGUUAUCCUAUCUCUUCGGUUUUCGAUCAUGGUCAGCUUUCAGGUUCAUUACCCCAUCUUGGUCUCCCGAUCCCCAAUCAUCGUCUACUCUUCCAUUCUAUUACCCUGUUUCCGCUCGCACACAAACCACCGGUCAGCUUCGCACUCAUACACAUCCUUAUUUUACACGGCAAGGACUUUCCAUCCAUCCAUCCCAUCCCAACUCAUCCCAUCCCAAUCCAUUCCCAAAACUAGUUGCACACAUCCCAUCCCCAGCCCCGCUUUGCCGCGCCUCGUCAUUCAUCCAUUGUUCCGCUAUACAACCCCAAAUGUCUCGAUGUUUUCUAUUUCUCCUUUCAAAGUUAUCUUUCAACUCGUAAACACCAUCGUCAUGAUCAUAACGCUUUCAACCCUCUUCUACAUCUUCAUUUCGCUGUUACAAACUUUCCUUCUCUUUCUAAAGAAAUCCAUAGUAAACCCACGAUGCAAAACCUUCUUUAACCAACGCUCUGUCAAACUGUUUUCUUUUUCUUUACUUCUGACAGCUUUUGCCUUGCCUGUCUGCCGUGUUGUUCCCUUUCCUGCUGGCUAGGGUCGUAUACGUUAGGUAUACCCUCCUCAGCCAUACUGUACAAACUUGUACCCCC